This is a messenger RNA of Juglans regia (Persian walnut), 998 nucleotides long. RefSeq lists its product as uncharacterized. Gene Ontology annotation, molecular function: cysteine-type endopeptidase inhibitor activity. The transcript has 5 exons. The record is from RefSeq and is a predicted model, not a curated record. NCBI's taxonomy places the organism in Eukaryota, Viridiplantae, Streptophyta, Magnoliopsida, Fagales, Juglandaceae. The coding region runs from base 127 to 741 and encodes 204 amino acids.
UUGACGAGAGAGACAAUUCCCGGGCUUGCUCAGGUCAUUGAGGCGAUAGCGAUAGCAGCAGCGGCUGCGGCAGCGGCUAGCCUUGUCUUCGUGUUCUCCAAUUGUUGGGUUAUCACUUGAAGAGCAAUGGAGAUGGACGAGAUGGGUCUUGUGGAAUUGUUUGGUUACGACAAGCUGGAAAGAGAAUUACUCCUCAGCCAAAAUAAUUUGUCUUCAACUUCGCCGGAAUAUUGCGCGCUAUAUGAUUUCCGUGAUGAGAUGACACCAGAGGAAGAGUACUCCUACAGCGAACAAGUUUUGAAGAGUGACGGCUUUGAUGUUUCUGACAUCCCUGGCGUCAAUUGUCUCAACCAAAUUCUACCAUGCAACAUAGAAUACAACUAUGAUAAGUAUAAACGGUAUUCGCAGGUCGCAAUAGACGAAUACAAUCGUCGGUUCAAGGAUGCCAAUGGAGAGUUGGAGUUUGUUAAGGUCUUGAAGGCAAUGGGUCAGGCUUCCAGGGGAAUCAGGUAUUAUAUAACUUUCAUGGCCAAGGAUCUUGGCGAUGGAGGCGAGAUUAAGACGUAUCAAGCUGUGGUAUUAGAUGGUAUAGACUCUGAGACAGCGAAAUCCUUUAGGCUAAAGCCCCCCGAGGAUGAGCGAGAAUCUGGCAGUCAUGGGAGACAGUGGUUUUGGCAAAAUCACCUUUUCAGUGAAGAUUACUCGGAGUCCUGCGUUGGGGGAAAUUCUUGCUUACGAUAAUUUUAGGAGGUGAUUGACGAAGGUGAUAAAUUAGUGCUUUAUGCGUGGGAGGAAUGGGGAAACAAUGACUCAUUUGAUACCACUUGUCGAGAGGUUGUGCAGCCCCAGAAUUACUCCGGACUUUGUUUCUGGAUACUCAGUGCCAAUAAAAUAAACAUAAAUAUUAUUUUAUCAAAAACAAAUUAUUAGAAUAGUUGUACGAUGUUAGUCUCAAAACUCGUGACUUAGCGACUUCAAUAGAUUUUUUUUUUGGCAAU